Messenger RNA from Coregonus sp. 'balchen', 18885 nucleotides. NCBI's taxonomy places the organism in Eukaryota, Metazoa, Chordata, Actinopteri, Salmoniformes, Salmonidae. The record is from the annotation of a GenBank genome assembly.
CCCGAUGGGCUGACAUCCUCUCCCCUUGGUGUGAGCUGAGUUGAGUUGCAGGAAGUUAUUUUAAGGGGCGUGCCUGUCACAGCUGUUGUCUCAGUCACUAGAGUCCUGUUGGACCCUCUUCAUUUCUCUCUCCCCGCUGGACCUGGUAAGUGGCUGUCCCAUAGUCUUUUACAUACUGUUCAGGUACAGAAAUGACAUGUUAAGUUUGAGUUUUUGGUGGUCUUAGUGCUGUGUUCCUGGCCUGUUUGGAGAUGAUGGUUGGUAAAAGAAAGCUGCUUCAUGAUAUGUGGUGACAAUGUUUCUUGCCGUUACUGUCAAGUCAUAGUGACAAAUUUGUUGUUCUAGUGCGACAUGUGUAAAGAUAAAUAUUCUGUACCAUUGUGGUGCAUUGAGUUGGUGGUAAAGUUUUCUGCCUUGUUGAUUUGGCCUGAAGUCACAUUGAAUUAUUCAAACACUGACGACAAGUGUUUUUUGAUGUGCGUUCUUAAUUCAACAUCAUCAUCAGAGGUGAUUAUCUGUUCUAAAUCAUCAACUGAAACACACCGUCGUUUAGAAAAUACAUGUAAUCUCAUCAGUUGUAUUAACAGCUAACACAGAAUGAAGGCAGACAUUCAGAACAAAAUGUCAACUCUGUUUUCCCCACUUCCAGGUAAAAGUGCCAUCAUUGACAUCAGUAGAUACGUGUCUAGAAUACAAAAUAGCUUGACCAUAUUUAGAGGCUCCUAAAAUAGAGCGAAGCCUCAGAACAGGUGCCAUGUGCCUGCCCGCUGGAAGCAGGGAGGGGGAAGGGGGCUGCAGGGGGGGGACUAGGGCUAAUUUUAUCCUGAUAAGCAGGGGGCAAUCAUGUUGCAAUAGAGCUGGGGGAUAAACAACCUCUGGAUGCUUUAAGUUCAUUCCGUAUUAAAUGAAAUGGAGAAGUGGGAAGGGAGCCUGCUGGGCCUGAUGUCUAUUUGUGACAGGGCAGAUUUAAAUCCUCACAGUGUUAUUGUGUCCUGACUCCUGACAGGCUACUGGGUUUUGUGCUAUUUUUCACCAGCCCUAGUGAUUUGUACCACAUGCAUCAGACUGAAAGUUACUUUGCUUGGAAGUAAUACUCUAACUAGUAUGAGGACAAACAGGAGCUUGAACUUCAGAUUAAACAUUAGAAAUUUAAAUAUAUUAGAUUUCUUUCAAAUAUUGUUUACCUUUUAGUCUAACAAAAAUAUAUUGCUGUUUGGAGAUUUUGUUUUAGAUGUAGGCAGCUGGUACACAGGUACCUUUGAUUUUUUAUAAUGUUCAGUUUGUUUGUUUUAUAAUGUUUCUCUGUAUCUGCCACAUGGGUACUAGUAUGGGUACUAACAUCCUACAUCUCCGUCCCCUCUCAGCCACAUCUGUGAGAAUGGAGACCAACGUCCAGUCUGCUGCAGAGGUCAUUCCAGCCCAGACCAGUGUGACCCCACCACCGUCCCCAGUCACCACAGAGACCCAGGUCCCUCCACCCCAGGCCCAGGAGGCCCAGCACAUGGACCCAAUGGAGGAGUUUGGUCGUCAGCUGGAGGAGAUCAUCAACACCUAUGGCUCCGCAGCCAACCUGAUAGAGAAACAGUGCAUCGUCCUGGAAACUGAGGAUGUGGACGAGGAGGCCAGCAGAGAGCAAGGUGAUGAAGUCACAGCCACCAAGGACGCCAGCACAGGCAAGGACACAAAGAAGUUGCUGAAAGCCUUAGGUGAGAGGUUUUAGGGUCACUGUUUUGUUUUGUUUUCCUCAUGCAUUAUUUGGAUUGUGCAGUUUUGCUUUUAAAGACAACAUCCACACUGAUUUAUAUGGAAAACAUACAGUCAAGUCUUCACUAAUCCUUACAUUCAGCAGGAGAAUGGUUUUGUUUUUGACACAGCUGUGCUGUAAUCUGUUGUUGUUCGACAGCAGUUGCUGUGAGGGCAAAGACAGGGCAGUGUGCUGAUGAGAUAGCCCAGAGGAAAUAUGGUAGUCACAACUUAACAAGCAAUCAAUAGACAGAACAUGUAUCCCCAAAAAAUAUGGUAUAGCUACUGCUCCUGAGAAUAGAUCUCAUGGACUUAUUUUAAAAUAUAGAUUCAUUCAGAUGAUGCAUUCAUUCUUAAUCAGCAUUCAUUCUUAAUCAUCAUCAUAUCCUUUCCAAUCUAAGACAAAGUGCAUGUUAGUUUACACUUAAUCCCAUUCAUCAUCACUUAUCCACACAGGGAAGAGUAGACAAAAUAGAAGUGUCAUGCUGUUAUUGUUUCUUAACAUUACAGCAAGGUUGUGCCCCAUGGUCAGAUUCUGUUUUGAGGACAGGUUACACAAGUCCUGGGCAGAAGCAACACAAACAUGUAUUUUCUAACCAAUAGCAGACAGUUGGUUUCUUUGCCACAACAUGAAACCAGGCCAGCAAUGGAGGGUUAUAAACAUCUUGCUUACGCAUUUUCACCAAUUUGAUUUUAUUUGCUUUUCCAAAGCCAUAGGUGUCAAGAAGCAAUAGCUUUCAUGCUGGGGAAAUGGCUUCAGAAGAGUAUUUAUUUUGAAGAAAUUUAUAGAAUGAUCCUUGGUGGGCUUUUUCCAUCUUUAUUUUUUAAAUAUCAGUCCUACUGAAAACAAACAUUACAUGAUUUAUCUCUAUCAACACAGGAAAGGAGGGCAUGCUACUAAUGCAAAGUUUGAACAAGCUGCACACACCACAGGAGAAAUUGGAUGCUCUCCUCAAGAAGUAUGCCGAACUGGUGAGUGUUCUCUUCUCCCCUCUAUCAGCACACCAGAGAGUAGAGUCCUUCAGCACAGCAGUAACCAGCGGCAAUAAAACAGACGAGGGAAAGUUAAAAGGAAACAAAUAAAAACACACAAAUGAAUCAACGGGGAAAAACAGAGAGUGCCUGGUGAGAUCUUGGAAGUGGUUCAGCCUCAUACCGUGAUGACCUAAAUAUUCUGCGCCUCCGGCAGCAAAAGCGAAUCCGAACACAAGGUCAUAUGCCAUAUAAUACAGCUCGCUAUAACAUGGCUCUUUAAUUACUCGACAGAGAUAUCAGGAACACUAUGCAUUAUGAAUAAUAUUAUCAAAGACAUCAGCUAUCACAGUCAGUUACAUGUUUAAUAAAUGGAUAGUUCCUUAGGCCAUCCUACAUAUACAGUUCAUAGUAUCAACAGGAUAAGGAAACAGAAAAUCUAAAUAGAUGUCGAGUGUUGAGAUUAAACAAAUAUAUACCCAUCCAUCUCCACUCACCCAGCCAUACCAAAUCCUCUUAGGGCAUUUUUUCUUAUUUUAGUCACCCAGUCGGUUGUUGGCCAACAGCAGCUUAAAGAGCCCAAGUCUGUACAGAGCGCAGAGGCUGUGAUCCAGUGUAAUGUAUAUAGCACAUCUGUCUGCGUGGUCCACAGCUGGAGGAGCGUUGGGGGGAACAGAAGCAGCUGAGGUUCCUCCAGAAGAUGCAGGGCCACGUGGGGAAGGAGAGGGACCAGCUCCAGUACGAGCACAGCAGAGCCAUCCUGGCCCGCAGCAAACUGGAGAGCCUCUGCAGGGAGCUCCAGAGGCACAACAAGACCCUCAAGGUGUGUGAUCACUGCUCACUGCUCAGCUCAGCUUCAAUUAACACUACACUAAUCUAAUCAACAUAAUGGGCUCAAGACCCUUGAGGUGGGUUCUCACAGUCCAGUCUAACUCCACUUUACACUAAUCUACUCAACAUUAUGGGUUCAACACCCUCGGGGGGUGGGUGUUCAUAAGACCAACUAGGUUUUGAACCCGGGUUAUCCACAUGACGUAAGACUAUGUUAGCACAUUGAGCUAAAGCCUAUAGGCAUUAGCUCUGAAAGAAAGCAUGAAUCAGGUCUCAAGCAAGAUUACAUUCCAAAGUUCAAUUCAAUUUAAUUCAAAGUGCUUUAUUGGCAUGGGAAACAUAUGUUUACAUUGCCAAAGCAAGUGAAAUAGAUAAUAAACAAAAGUGAAAUAAACAAUAAAAUGAACAGUAAACAUUACACUCACAAAAGUUUCAAAGGAAUAGAGACAUUUCAAAUGUCAUAUUAUGGCUAUGUACAGUGUUAUAACGAUGUGCAAAUAGUUAAAGUACAAAAGGGAAAAUAAAUCAACAUAAAUAUGGGUUGUAUUUACAAUGGUGUUUGUUCUUCACUGGUUUCCCUUUUCUUGUGGCAACAGUUCACAAAUCUUGCUGCUGUGAUGGCACACUGUGGUACUUCACCCAAUAGAUAUGGGAGUUUAUCAAAAUUGGAUUUGUUUUCACAUUCUUUGUGUGUCUGUGUAAUCUGAGUGAAAUAUGUGUUUCUAAUACGGUCAUACAUUUGGCAGGAGGUUAGGAAGUGCAUCUCAGUUUCUACCUCACUUUGUGGCCAGUGUGCACAUAGCCUGUCUUCUCUUGAGAGCCAGGUCUACCUACGGCGGCCUCUCUCAAUAGCAAGGCUAUGCUCACUGAGUCUGAACAUAGUCAAAGCUUUCCUUAAGUUUGGGUUAGUAACAGUGGUCAGGUAUUCUGCCACUGUGUACUCUCUGUUUAGGGCCAAAUAGCAUUCCAGUUUGCUCAAUCUUUUGGUAAAUUCUUUCCAAAAUGUCAAGUAAUUAUCUUUUUGUUUUCUCAUGAUUUGGUUGGGUCUAAUUGUGUUGUUGUUGCUGUCCUGGGGCUCUGUGGAGUCUGUUUGUGCUUGUGAACAGAGCCCCAGGACCAGCUUGCUUAGGGGACUCUUCUCUAGGUUAAUAUCUCUGUAGGGGAUGGCUUUGUUAUGGAAGGUUUGGGAAUCGCUUCCUUUUAAGUGGUUGUAGAAUUUAACGGCUCUUUUCUGGAUUUUGAUAAUUAGCGGGUAUCAACCUAAUUCUGCUCUGCAUGCAUUAUUUUGUGUUUUACAUUGUAAACUGAGGAUGUUUUUGAAGAAUUCUGCAUGCAGUCUCAAUUUGGUGUUUGUCCCAUUUUGUAAAUUAUUGGUUAGUGAGUGGACCCCAGACCUCACAACCACAAAGGGCAAUGGGUUCUAUAACUGAUUCAAGUAUUUUUAGCCAGAUCCUAAUUGGGAUGUUGAAUUUGAUGUUCCCUUUGAUGGCGUAGAAGGCCCUUCUUGCCUUGUCUCUCAGAUCGUUCGCAGCUUUGUGGAAGUUACCUGUGGCACUGAUGUUUAGGCCGAGGUAGAUAUCAUUUUUUGUGUGCUCUAGGGCAACGGUGUCUAGAUGGAAUUUGUGGUCCUGGCAAGAGGACCUUUUUUGGAACACUAUUAUUUUUGUCUUACUGAGAUUUACUGUCAGGGCCCAGGUCUGACAGAAACUGUGCAGAAGAUCUAGGUGCUGCUGUAGGCCCUCCCUGGUUGGGGACAGAUGCACCAGAUCAUCAGCAAACAGUAGACAUUUGACUUCAGAUUCUAGUAGGGUGAGGCCGGGUGCUGCAGACUGUUCUAGUGCCCUCACCAAUUCGUUGAUAUAUUUGUUGAAGAUGGUGUGGCUCAAGCAGCAUCCCUGUCUCACCCCACGGCCUUGUGGAAAGAAAUGUGUGUGUAUUUUUGCCAAUUUUAACUGCACACACCUAUUCUACUACAGCUCAACCUCAGCCAACCCUAUAUUGUUGAAUGGCAGGGGUCCAGAUAGCUCAGUUUAUCCUCAGUCAACUCUUAUGGCGUAUUUCUACAAAGGACUUACCCCAGUGUUUACCCAAAAGGCUCAGACUUUUGUGUUUCCACCUCCUUGACCUGGCCCCAUUGUCUCAUCUUGCCAUGGUCUCAGUGGAACUGCUCUGACUUGCAGCCAAGGCUCUGGCCACUAGUACCUUUUUGGCUGGCAUUAACAUAACAAUGGCUAACUGUGAACAUGGGUUAACAACACCUUCCACGGUUAACACCUUCUCACAAAGAACUGUCUUGAUUGUUGUUGAUUCUGCUCUUCAAAAGUCUUUAGUGUCAGCCCUAGCUAUGUUUAAACACAGUUCCCAAAACAUAACACUAGAGCUCACAUUAACAUAAUCACUGGCGACACACUGGUGCUUUAUUGGAAAAAGCCCAUUACUGUAUGUUUGAUUAACUGAUCAAGUUUCUAUUGAUGUCUUGCUGUUGGUAGCUGUGAUUAUUGAAACUCAAAUAUAAAUAGACUUGAUGAGGGAAAUAAGACAUUAAAUGCAGGAGAGUCAAAAUGUUACUGUCAAUGCCUGUCAACUAUUCUCAUUGGGUAAAUCCAUUUGAAUUCAAUCACUUUUUGACAGCAUCCCUUUUGAUUUAAACAAAACUUUCAAUACAUGUUUGCCCAUGGAAGAAGUGGUCAGAAAGUGACUUUUUGGACCUGAAUGCCAAAACAUUCAGGAGAUAAAGGUGCUCAAAGUUGACCCAUUUUGCAUACCACACCAUACCAUGAGACAUCCAUGUCUCCAUCAUUGGAAAAAAUAAACGGUUGAGUUGGAUAUCACUUAAACGCUUACAAACAGGGUUGUCAAACUAUGUUUAAUUUCUUGAUUAUUAUUAUUAUUUUUAUUCGCAUAUGUUGUAGCUUAGACCCUACUUUACAUCAUCUGAGGUUUUUGUGUUGUGCCCGCCAUUGGUUGAGACACAACAUGCUCUUGAAUAGAUGGUGGGUGUCAUUUGCGCCACUCCUGAGUGGCGCAGUGGUCUAAGGCACUGCAUCGCAGUGCUAACUGUGCCACUAGAGAUCCUGGUUCGAAUCCAGGCUCUUUCGCAGCCGGCCGCGACCGGGAGACUCAUGGGCGGCGCACAAUUGGCCCAGCGUCGUCCAGGGUAGGGGAGGGAAUGGCCGGCAGGGAUGUAGCUCAGUUGAUAGAGCAUGGCGUUUGCAACGCCAGGGUUGUGGGUUCGAUUCCCACGGGGGGCCAGUAUAAAAAAAUAUGUAUUCACUAACUGUAAGUCGCUCUGGAUAAGAGCGUCUGCUAAAUGACUAAAAUGUAAAAUGUAAAUGUAAAUUUCAAUCAUAGAAAUAUAAUUAAUAGAGUGGAUCUAUCCCUUCAGACCACUGCAAUUUAGCUGGUACACCAUUGAAAUUGAAUUGAAAUUGUAACUUCUAAUUACUACCACAAAGACAGCCACCGAUCCACCCACCGUCGAAUUUCAACUUAAAUCUAUAUUUCUAUGAUUUCAAUAGGUUUCCUAUGGAGGAUUGACAGUUCAAUUUAAAACAACAAAUGUUCCCAUUCAAGGCAACAUUAUCUGAUGUGUAGACCUCCACCCAUCUUUCUGGUACCAUUUGAAAGUUGCAAUUUCUGUAUUCAAAAGCAUGUUGUGUCUCAACCGAUGGCAGGCACAACACAAAAACCUCAGAUUAUGUAAAAUAGGGUCUAAACUACAACAUCUGUGAAUAUGAAAAAUCAGAGUUCACGCGUGAUUUUCUUUUGCCGUUAAAGGUACAAAAUAAUUGACCAAAUGUAUAUUUACAUUUUUGUUUUUCAAGAAAUGUGAAAAUAGUUUGACAACCCUGUUUGUAAACUUUUAAAUGAUAUCAAUCAAUUUAUUUUCCAGUGAUGAAGACAUGGAUGUCUCAUCGUAUGGUGGGGUAUGCAAAAUAUGUCAACUUUGAGCACCUUUAUUUUUUGAAUGGUUUGGCAUGGGCAAAUAUGUAUGGAAGGUUUCAUUCAAAUUAAAAGGGGUGCUGUCAAAAAAAGAUUGAAUUCAAAUGGCUUUACCCCGCUGUAGAAAUGUGCUUAAAAAAACAAUUCUACUGGUAUUGUCAUUUGAAAAGUUGGAUGGUUAAAGCGGCCACUCCAAAACGCCUUGACUCUCUACCCUGAGUCAGAGGGAUCUCAAUGUGAGAGGGUCAUAGCUCAAUUAGCCCUUACAUGGUUGAGUGUCCUGUUACAUCUAUAAAUAAUAGAUUGACAUACGGUAUGUUUAGUCAUCCCAUUAUAAGUGGUUCGUCUGUAACAUUUCAAAGAAAGGGCAUGACCAACGGCACUACCUAAUUUGGGCAAAGGUCACAGGUUUAGCACAAUUAAAGAUUUCUAUUGUGAGUUGACACAUUGCCACUGCUGUUCUUCCUCUCAAAAGGUGAAACCUCUUCAGCUAAACCGUAGGUAUUGAUCAAGUUUAUCCCUUAAUCGACAUCAAUUAAACCACUGUUCACUUAUCCUUUGAUUCACAGGCAAUAGUUGUGUACACAGUUUAAUUAUUGGCUAUUUGAUUUGUUUAUGAAUCAUACAUCACCCUAUAAAUCAAUGGCAUAAUGCUCAAUGAUCUGUAAACAAAUGGUCCCUUUUUACUGGAUCAGUAUUCUAUCUAUUGUGUAACCCUUACACAAUCUCUGGGACAUAUUGAAUCUCCUGUUCUGCUCCCCUUGGGAGGUAAUUGGACUCCCUGUCUCUCUCCCUCUCUCCCCCUUGAGGUCCUCUGUCAUCUCUCACCGCCACAAGGCACUGUGUGUGUGUGUGUGUGUGUGAUUCACACUCAGGCCCUGGGAGGAGACCCCUCAGACACAGGGCACCGGUGAUGCGGCUCUCUGACAAGAGGGAUGGUUUCAUUGGGCGUUUGUGGCAUCUGCCCUUCGACUAUAAAUCAAAGGCGAGAGAAAGAGGCUCUAAUGCCUUGACCCCUCCAUCUCUUUCUGCUCCGUCUAACAUCUUCACAUUUCAAUAUAUAGAGGAAAUCAGGGAUUAUCAUUUGACUAUUGGGUAUAAUCGAUUAAUAUGCAGAUUUGUGUAAAUAGCCAGCUCUUUGUACAUCCUAAAUCAAACAAACAAUGUGCAAAAAUCUUAUUGUAAAGUAAACAUGAAUCCUACACGCUAACAAAAGUAAAUCAAAAUGUGCUGAUCUGAAUGGGAAUGUGACAGCUGUUGAAAGUGGAAGAUCAUGUCUUGUCAUCUGGUAGCGCCUUAUGUAAGAGAGAGUCUGAGGAGGCGUGGCAUUAAUGUGCUUUGCUGCUUCAGUGGUAAGAGCUCUGUCUUUGUGCACUUAUCGGCGGGUGUAGUUGAGUUACAGUACAUUUCCCAUGUUGGAGCUUAUGCCUGUGUUGUUUGUAAACACAGUCAAAUAAACAGCCAUGUCUUAAGAUAGAAACUCUGGCAAUGCUUGGUUCGCUUCUCAGUAACCUGAGUCUGGAAACUGGCAUUUCACAAUCCUGACCCCAGCAACAAAUUUUUUUUUGUGACUAACUUUUUAUUUACUUUUUUCUUAAAAACAUUUUUGGGGUGGGGUAUACAGGUACCAAAAAACAAUAAAAGAAAUACAUACAAAUAUAACCCCAACACUGUCGAUAAUUCUAAUGUUAUAACUUCUAAUAGUAACUGUAUGCACUGGUUAAAUGGGAGAGAAUGAGGUGGUUGUAAUCUUAAAGCCAACAUUUUUUUGGCCGCAAUGCUGUCUGCCAGCAGUAAUCUUCUCUGAUUGAUUGAGAGAUUCAAGGGGCUAUCAUCGUUAAGUAAGAUAAUAGAUGCAAAGCAUUGAAUAUUUAAAUUCAUGCACUUCUAAAUUAAUUUUGUAACUUUGCCCCAGAAGCAUUUAACUGCAGGGCACUCCCACAUCAUAUGAAAGGAAUGUGCCUACCUGAUUUCAGGACACAGUGAACAGUUGGGAGUAGGUGCCAAUUUAAUCGUAAAAUGUUUAAUGGGUGUUAAAUACAGUCAGUGAACAAACUUAAAUGUAUAAAUUGAUAGUUCGGAUUACGGAAUGCCAAGGUCAUAUUUUUCAAUAUUAAAGUUAAAGGGUUGUUCAGAUUCAAUUAGAUCUGUGGACCAUGAUUUUUUUAAUGGCUUGCUCAGAAUAUGAACUUUCCAAAAGUUGUUUAUAUAUUAUAGAGAUCAGUCCUUUCGGGAGGCCAGAUAAUUUAUUCAUAAAUCCCAUCAAUGGAUGGUUCGGUAGUUGGGUUACCAAGGGACUCCAUAGUUGUAAAUAUAAAUAAAAAACAUAGUUGUAAAUAUAGAAAAAAGGAGUUGCCUGGUAAUGUGUGUGUCUUUCAAAUCUUGGAAUGUUCUCAAACCAUUACUGUCCAUGAUAUCAGUAAGGGUACGGAUUCCCCAUUUGGACCAUUGGGGGGAUGCAAAAGGCCACCCUCCAGAUCGCAAGGCAUUGUUGUGAAAUAUUGGAGUAUGGGCAUGCCAUUUUGAUUCCAUUUUUUUAAAUCAAUUUUACGGAUGGGGUGAAAUGCUAGUGCCUGGAAAUACAAUUUACAUUUUUGUAUGGAUAGUCUUCCUACGUCUUUCUCUCUUUGUAAAUGUGUUAAUUUUAUCUGUGAUCAUUUACCUUCCCAUAUACAUUUUCAAACCACACUAUGAAUGUUAUCCCAAUAGCCAGAAGGGGAAGCCAUGGGAAGCAUUGAACUACAGAAAUUCAGCCUUGGCAAUAUAUUCAUUUUGACAAUAGAUAUUCUGUCGGUUAAAGAAACUUGGAUAUUAGUACAUCUACUGAGGUCGGAUUGAAUUGAUUUGAGCGUACUGUUAAAAUUUCUGGCAAUGGUUUUAUCUAAGGAAGGAAAUAUAUAUUUUCCCAAAUAUUUAAAAGUGGAGAUGGAGUCCUCCAUCGGAGUCUUGAGAGGCAGUAGGGGGUGAAUUUGUUAGAUACAUUUUAUAGCUUGAGAUUAAGCUGAAUUUAUCCAUGAGCUUCAAUGUGUUUGGGAGCGAUUGAGAUACAUUGGCUAGAUAUAGUAAAAUAUUGUCUGUGUGUAAUGAGAUGAAGUGAUCAGAUUUUAGGGAAAUGUAUGUUAUUUCCGUCGAUUGAUACAUACAGUGGGGAGAACAAGUAUUUGAAACACUGCCGAUUUUGCAGGUUUUCCUACUUACAAAGCAUGUAGAGGUCUGUAAUUUUUAUCAUAGGUACACUUCAACUGUGAGAGACGGAAUCUAAAACAAAAAUCCAGAAUAUCACAUUGUAUGAUUUUUAAGUAAUUAAUUUGCAUUUUAUUGCAUGACAUAAGUAUUUGAUACAUCAGAAAAGCAGAACUUAAUAUUUGGUACAGAAACCUUUUUUUUGCAAUUACAGAGAUCAUACGUUUCCUGUAGGUCUCGACCAGGUUUGCACACACUGCAGCAGGGAUUUUGGCCCACUCCUCCAUACAGACCUUCUCCAGAUCCUUCAGGUUUCGGGGCUGUCGCUGGGCAAUACGGACUUUCAGCUCCCUCCAAAGAUUUUCUAUUGGGUUAAGGUCUGGAGACUGGCUAGGCCACUCCAGGACCUUGAGAUGCUUCUUACAGAGCCACUCCUUAGUUGCCCUGGCUGUGUGUUUCGGGUCGUUGUCAUGCGGGAAGACCCAGUCACGACCCAUCUUCAAUGCUCUUACUGAGGGAAGGAAGUUGUUGGCCAAGAUCUCAUGAUACAUGGCCCCAUCCAUCCUCCCCUCAAUACGGUGCAGUCGUCCUGUCCCCUUUCCAGAAAAUCAUCCCCAAUGAAUGAUGUUUCCACCUCCAUGCUUCACGGUUGGGAUGGUUUUCUUGGGGUUGUACUCAUCCUUCUUCUUCCUCCAAACACCGCGAGUGGAGUUUAGACCAAAAAGCUCUAUUUUUGUCUCAUCAGACCACAUGACCUUCUCCCAUUCCUCCUCUGGAUCAUCCAGAUGGUCAUUGGCAAUACAAUUGUAGACCUGCACAAGGCUGGGAUGGGCUACAGCACAAUAGGCAAGCAGCUUGGUGAGAAGGCAACAACUGUUGGCGCAAUUAUUAGAAAAUGGAAGAAGUUCAAGAUGACGGUCAAUCACCCUCGGUCUGGGGCUCCAUGCAAGAUCUCACCUCGUGGGGCAUCAAUGAUCAUGAGGAAGGUGAGGGAUCAGCCCAGAACUACACGGCAGGACCUGGUCAAUGACCUGAAGAGAGCUGGGACCACAGUCUCAAAGAAAACCAUUAGUAACACACUACGCCGUCAUGGAUUAAAAUCCUGCAGUGCACGCAAGGUCCCCCUGCUCAAGCCAGCGCAUGUCCAGAACCCGUCUGAAGUUUGCCAAUGACCAUCUGGAUGAUCCAGAGGAGGAAUGGGAGAAGGUCAUGUGGUCUGAUGAGACAAAAAUAUAGCUUUUUGGUCUAAACUCCACUCGCCGUGUUUAGAGGAAGAAGAAGGAUGAGUACAACCUCAAGAACACCAUCCCAACCGUGAAGCAUGGAGUUGGAAACAUCAUUCUUUGGGGAUGCUUUUCUGGAAAGGGGACAGGACGACUGCACCAUAUUGAGGGGAGGAUGGAUGGGGCCAUGUAACGCGAGAUCUUGGCCAACAACCUCCUUCCCUCAGUAAGAGCAUUGAAGAUGGGUCGUGGCUGGGUCUUCCAGCAUGACAAUGACCCGAAACACACAGCCAGGGCAACUAAGGAGUGGCUCCGUAAGAAGCAUCUCAAAGUCCUGGAGUGGCCUAGCCAGUCUCCAGACCUGAACCCAAUAGAAAAUCUUUGGAGGGAGCUGAAAGUCCGUAUUGCCCAGCGACAGCCCCGAAACCUGAAGGAUCUGGAGAAGGUCUGUAUGGAGGAGUGGGCCAAAAUCCCUGCUGCAGUGUGUGCAAACCUGGUCAAGACCUACAGGAAACGUAUGAUCUCUGUAAUUGCAAACAAAGAUUUCUGUACCAAAUAUUAAGUUCUGCUUUUCUGAUGUAUCAAAUACUUAUGUCAUGCAAUAAAAUGCAAAUUAAUUACUUAAAAAUCAUACAAUGUGAUUUUCUGGAUUUUUGGCAGAUAAUCGGCAGUGUAUCAAAUACUUGUUCUCUCCACUGUAACUUUCAAAAUACAGAAAUCAUCCCCGUAUGAUGCAUUUUGCAUAUAUGAUGGUGUGUUUUGCAUCAUAUGAUGCAAAAUGCAUCACACGGCGAUGAUUUCUGUAUUUUGAAAGUGACAUAUCUUGAAAACUUGAUUGCUGACAAGCAAAACAUGUUGGGACUUUGUCAACAAUGGAAUAAUGAAACUAAUAUCAAAAUAUCGUUUUUAGGUGGUUUUCCUAUAAGCAGGUAUCUGCUCUAUACUAUGCACAGUAUGGGACCAAAAAUCGGCCCUGGCAUUUCUAACACACCGGCCCAUUCCUUUCCUUGAGGCCUCCAAACUGGCCCAUUAUUUUCCUUGAGGCCGCCAUUAUUAGCCAGAUCGUUAGCAUUUUGCACAAAAAUACAAAAAUUAGACAGGCCCACUGGGAUAGAAAUGGACCAGCACAUCUGGCGUUUGCCCGAAAUGCCAGAUGGCCAAUCCGCCCCUGCGUCUGAAUGUCUCUCUCUCUCCCGCUCUCUCCCUCCCUCUCCCGACUUCUCCCUCUCUCUUUCCCUUCCCUCUCCCUCUCUACUUCUCUACCUCCCUCAUUCUCUCAGGAGGAGACCCUAGCACGUUGUCGUGAGGACGAGGAGAAGCGCAGGGAGAUAACCACUCACUUCCAGAGCACACUGACAGACAUCCAGGCUCAGAUCGAGCAGCAUAGUAACCGCAACAACAAGCUGUGUUUGGAGAACACCAACCUGGCAGACAAACUCAAACACAUCAUCAGCCAGUACGAGCAGAGAGAGGAGGUACACGACAAGAAUACUUAACCUUAACCUCACUGUUACAUGUCUGUAUGUCUGUACACCCUCAUCCUUGGCCUACUAACACCAUGCAUCCGGGCUCCAGUCAUGGAGUCAUUUGAUAACCAAAGCUGUUAUUGAUCAUGAUUAAUCUGUCCCCAAAAGGAACAAACGUCUCUACAGGAAAUAGACACUUGUACCUCAUGUUCAGUGAGAUAGCUGUGACAAAAGAGUUGAGUCAGAUCUUUGAAUAAAGACACUUAGAGGUAUUAUUGCUCCCUACGGACAUCAAUAGUCAGAGAUAUAGCCAGCAAAGGGUGCUCAUUGAAUAACACUAUAGCAUGUCAUAUGUAAUCACACAACAAUGCACCAGGGAAAUGACAAGCCUAAAGUGACGCACGAAAACCAGGAUCUGUCAUGCAGUUGGUUGCCACUGAGGCUGUUGCAACACGUCUGCUGCCCACACACAGCUGGGGCUGGUGUUGUAAAACAUAAGAAGAUUUCAAUUUCUUAUCAUUUGUAUUUUUUUACUAGUGGAGUUUCUAAUAAUUUGUCUUGAGUGCCAUCUGCUGGUUGUAGUCAGUAUAAACACUUAAGAAAAUUUUGAUUAUUCGAUAUCCAAAUAACAUCUGUGUCUUAUUCAAAUAAGUGAUUAGAUCCACACAUUGCAAUGAUGAACAAGCAAUUAUGACUUAAAAUUUAUACAAGUUGAUAUUUGAUUGUUGGAUAAAUGCUGAGAAGAAUUCAGUAUGAAAAAAAAAAUUAUGCACUCACUAACUAUAAGUCGCUCUGGAUAAGAGUGUCUGCUAAAAUGACAAAAAUGUUUUAAAAAAUCCAGAUGGACAUAAAUGAACUCUGCUGCCUUUGGCAGAAAACUUGUGGAUUAUGCCACACUGUUUAUGCAUAUAGAUAUUUUCCAUAGUACAGAAAAUAGAUUAGUCUUACACGCAAAAUAAACAAUAUCUAUAGAAACAAUUAUUUUCCCCAAUUGAACUAAUCUGGGGUCAGUAUUCUUAUCAGAAUGUGUGCCCUGAUAAUACUAAUAAUAAUAAUAAUAAUAAUAAUAAUAAUCCUGAUAAAGACAAUACUUUAUAACCAUUUAAUAAGGCUUUUACAUUUGCCCUCCUGAUAAAUGUGAAACAAUAAUUCAGUAAGUCCCAGGUUUUAAUUGGUUCUCCACCCACUAUUGUGUCUGUUCUCACAGGCAUCAUAAACAGUGUCUGAACUUUCCAAUGAAAGACUGUAGGCAAACAACAAUGGUCUUAAUUACUUAUCAAGGCACAUGUUUAUGACCAUUUCUCAUAGACAGACAUAGGAUAGCAUUGGUGGUUUAAGCUAGAUAAAAUGUGUGAAAUGUAUCCUAAUUGAUUGAGUUAUGACCUGUACAGAAUGUCUCAGAGGCCCUUCUCAAACCAAAGUGUCUAAUCUAGUGUGUCAUCUCACCUUGUCUAUCACUCAGAGCUUGGAGAAGAUCUUCAAGCACCACGACCUGCAGCAGAAGCUGUCUGAUGCCAAACUGGAGAAAGCCAACGCACAGCUGCAGGAGGCUGAGGAGAAGCACAAGAGAGAGAAGGAAUAUGUGAGUUACUAUACUUUAACCAAUUGUUACAGACCUUACCCACAAAGUACUGUAAAGCAAUGUAAAUAUAGUAGAGAAACAUUUGCCUUACUUUUUAUUCUGGUUUACUUUCAAGUCUACAACCAAUAAGUCUUAUUGUGCAUGUGAUGCUCACACAAAUCAGUAUUGUAACCAUUCACUGUCUCUGUUGUUAGCUGCUUAGGGAGGCAAUUGACAAAACAAAGAAAUGCUACACAUUGAAGGAGCAAGAGUUGCAGUUGAAGAAAAAGGUACAUUUGUGCUUUGCGUGUGUUUUGUUUUUAACCAGUUACUGGUACACGCAGCUGAGUGGAAACUACAAGUUAAACUUCUGAGAGAGCAAGAGACAGUCAUGCAGGCUCAGGUGAAUAUAUCCAAUGUGGUGUCAAGCACUCUUAUUCAAACCAUUUCUUUCAGGUCCAAGCCUACCAAAGGCAAGCACAGUCCCAUUAAGGACUGUUAAGGUCCUCUGGAUUGCUCAAUGUGUCGUAAAGGCCCAAUGCAGACAUUUUUAUCUCAAUAUCAAAUCAUUUCUCGGUUACAAUUAAGCACCUUACUGUAAUAGUUUGCCAUUAAAAUUGUAAACAAAAAAAUAGCUUUUUAGCAAAAAACUAUUUCUCAAGCAAGAAUUUUGCUGACUGUUUGGGAGUGAUCUGAGUGGGGCGUGGGAGGGAUAUGUGAUGUGAAAACUAGCUGUUGUUGGCAGAGAGGUUUGGAACUCUCUUUGUUAUUGGUCUAUAUUAACUUAUACCGCCUGGUGAUGUCACCAGGCAAGCUAAAACUCCACCUACGCAAAACCUGCUGAUUAGAAGGUCCUGUGUAGAUUGUAUUUUCAACCAGCAACUAUCAGGAAAUAACACUGAUAACAUAUCUUCACACUUUUACAGUGUUAGUUUUAUCAGCUGUUGUCCAAUAUGAUACAAAACGCAGGAAAACCUGAUUUUUGACUGCACUGGGCCUUUAAAAGACAACUACUCUAUUUCUGUAUAUUUGUCCAUUGGGAUCUAAAGCCCUUCAAUAUCGCCCCAAAACAUUGGCAAAGUGACCUCCUCAUUUGAGAGUAAUCCCAAAUCGGAUUAUCCUCUCUCAUAACUAUAUGGCUUGAUGUACAUAGCACUUGAUAUGAAAGGAAGGAAUACCUGUUAGCUGAGCUGUACACAUUUUUUCUGUACACGGUUAAACCAGCAAAGAGAGUAGUCAUAAUUCCCAUCAUAGCAGCAGGCAAGGCAAGAGCAACUUCCUCUCCCUGAACCAGCAGGAUGACCCACUGCAUCAUGGGAAUACAAAAAAAGCUCUUGCUAUGCAAUUAAUGUGACUAGGAGUCGAUAAAAGUGAUGAUUUCAUCAAUCCAAUGCAGCACUGUUCUUUUUUCUGUUGGAACAUUGAGUGCAUACUCCAGUACCAUUGAUUAUUCCAUUUGAAAAUGAUGAUACAAUUACAAUUGCUAUGUUUAUUGGAUGUGGUACAAUCAUUGUAUGGGUGCAAGUAAAUUAUACAAUGAAAUUAGUUGGGCUGACACACACUAUGUUAAAUGGUAAAUCAUACAAAAAUAAUUUAUGAAUCCAAUGGAAAAGCAUUUAUCGCUGACAGUUUAUAUGGUUAUAAUUAAUUGCAGAGAAACCUUGCCAUUAUUUAAAGCCUUGGGUUUUCUCAAUAGAAAUAUUAGCCUGGCUCCCAACUAAAUCAAAUUACAAAGUAAUAAUAAAACAUAAAUUAUGUUAAUAUUGCAUUUCAGUACCCAUACAAUUCAUCACACAUUUGUACCACGGCAUGUCACAUUUCCAAUCUAAUUAACUGGGAAUGUCAACCUUCAUUUCUCUGUCCAAUAACAGACUUAGAUUUAGAUCACACAAGGAAAUGGCCAAAUCAGCCUUGAGGCAGAAACUGAUCUGUAUCAAGUGAGCUUUUCUGAAAUACAAAACAUAUUCAAGCAAAAGCCUUUCCUCUUUUAUAAAGCGUGUCAAAUCAGUUGUUUUGCUUUUGUGCCAAACCAGUAACUUCCAAAUAAAGACAGUUGAUCUCAACAGGGUGGCUAGCAGAGACAUGUUUGAAUAUUGGAGACAGGCUGUGUGUGCAAUGCUGCUUUCCCCUGAGGGCCUCCAGAGAUUAGCCUGUUAACUCUAGCUGGACAGACUGCCUGGCAAGGCAUACCAACAAUGAGUGGCCUUAUUGGAAGUGCUUAUUUGUCAGGGAAAAUAUACACAGAGAAAAGAUGAGUCAGUCAGCCCCCUCAUGAAUGACCAAAUGUUUGCUGAACCCCCCUGGCUCUUCCUCUCUCAACUCCCUCUAAACUUUAGAACAUUUAUUUCUGGUGUGAAAUAAUGUUAAAAUCAUAGAUCUGAUUGUUCCUGAGGUGAAUAGAUGCAUAUUAUUGCUACAUGUGAAGUCAACAUGCCAUCUCCUGAAAUACAUUUCUGGAUUUCUCUCCUGUUUCUCUGCAGCUUGUUCUGUACUCCCAGAAGUUUGAAGAGUUCCAGACUACGUUGUCUAAGAGCAACGAUGUGUACGCCAGCUUCAAAAAUGAAAUGGAGAAGGUAUUUGGCAUCCUUAAAAUAAAAUCAUCCUUCCUUAAAAUAUACAGUGUAUUUUUAGGGCCAAGUGCUUGGAGGUGAUAUAAGGUCAGCAUAAUCCUGAAAUGAGAAAACAGCUAUAUUCUGGAGGGAUUGAUUGAAGCUUCUAUCAAACAUAUUCAGAAUGAUGGUUACAUUUUCAGAUACGUUUUAACACAACAAACAUAUUGCUUCAUAGAUGACAAAGAAGAUGAAGAAACUAGACAAAGAGUCUAAUGUUUGGAAGACCAGAUUUGAGAGCACUAACAAGGCUCUCUCUGAGAUGAUUGAAGAGGUAACUACUUAUCUAUAACACAUACAAAAGUGUCAGCCUUCAUUCAAAUGAGCUACAACAAGUUUAACUGCAUGAACAACAGUGUCCCUGACUCUCUCUGUUCCACUCUCUUGUCCCACAGAGGACUCUGAAGGAGAAUGAGUAUGAGAUGUUCGUUGUGAAGAUUGACAAGCUGGAGAGGCUCUGCCGAGCACUCCAGGACGAGAGGAAGAUCCUGUACUCCAAGAUCAAAGGCAUCCGCCAAACCCCUAACGCCCCCGAGGGGACACCCAAGGACGAGACACAGGAGCAGGCCCAUGAACCAGUCCACAGCCUCAUGGACAUUGUUGAGGAGCCAGAGAUGACAGAGGAGAUGGCCCGUCUGAGAGCUGAGCAGAACAGGCUGGCGGAAUUCGCCGCCUCCCUACUGGCCCCGUCCACAGGAGACAAUGAUGACGAUGACUCUGACAGCGAGGAAGAGCCAGAGUCUACAGAACCGGCUGAGGCCCAGAAGAUCUCUGAACCAACACAGGCCCCAGAACAAAUACAGGUAGAGGCACCAGCAAAGGCAGAGGAACCAGUACACGCAAAGGCACCAGCACGGGCUCCCUCACAGGUAGAAGCACCAGCACAGGCUCCCUCACAGGUAGAACCACCAGCACAGGCUCCCUCACAGGUAGAAGCACCAGCACAGGCUCCCUCACAGGUAGAACCACCAGCACAGGCUCCCUCACAGGUAGAACCACCAGCACAGGCUCCAGCACAGGUAGAAAAACCAGCACAGGCUCCCUCACAGGUAGAAGCACCAGCACAGGCUCCCUCACAGGUAGAAGCACCAGCACAGGCUCCCUCACAGGUAGAAGCACCAGCACAGGCUCCCUCACAGGUAGAAGCACCAGCACAGGCUCCCUCACAGGUAGAAACACCAGCACAGGCUCCAGCACAGGUAGAAGCACCAGCACAGGCUCCAGCACAUGUAGAAGCACCAGCACAGGCUCCAGCACAGGUAGAAGCACCAGUCCAGCCAGAGACCCCAAAACAGCCAGAGCCCUCUGCCAAGAAGCAGACACCAAAGAAGAAGAAUGCAAGGAAGACCAGCUGA